AUGCAUGCAUGUGGCCAAUCUGGCAAAAUCUUCUACCUCUGUAGCAUCUGCGAUCUUGUGGUCCAUAAGGAAUGCACUUGGUUACCUCGCCAGGUCAAAAUACCACUGCACCAAUACCGCCUCGAGCUCACUUGGAGCUUUGAGGACAUUUACCCAAAAAACCAACAUUUCUGUGAUCUUCGCUUUAAAAAUUUGGAUGGAAAAGAAGAAUCGAUAUCGUCAUGCCGUUUCCUUCUCCACAUAAUUUGCGCUCAAUUACCUCAAAAGAGGCAUCUCCUACUUCACUGGCACCAGCUCACACUCAUUCCGAGGGCUUCUUCUAUUGACGGCGUGUUUAGGUGCUACAUGUGCAAUGGGUUUAGCCAGGGCUUCGGAUACCAUUGUGAUAAUAUAUUGACGGAUGUAACAUCUACUUUAUCAAGGAGGAAGGCUUCUACCUUGACCUUCACUGCAGUAUUCUUUGGGAAUAUAAAACAGGGUGGAACGUGUAUGGGUUGUGGUACUUCUGGGCACAUUGCUUGGUUCAGUUGUACUAGAUUUACAUGCAACUUCAAUCUUUGUAAUCCAUGUGUAAAAUUACCUCCCACAGCCAGGUACAUAUACGAUGAUCACCGACUGAAGCUCACCUAUGGUAAUGUUAAAGACAAGCUUGAUGAACAUUACUGUGAAAUAUUCCAAGGACCACGAAAUCCCAAAUAUUGGUUCUACUCCUGCUCAGAUUGUGACUUUGAUUGUCAUCCUCACUGCGUGCUAAACUGGCAUUCGCAAGUUAAGUUAGGGGAAGCAUAUAAGCAUGACACUCACCCACACCCUGUUACUCUUGUUGAGAAGAGAAAGAGUUCCAUUCCCUUUGAUAAGAGAGAGCACAUUCUUCCUUUUUAA
Molecule: messenger RNA, 882 nt
Organism: Prunus dulcis (almond)
Lineage: Eukaryota; Viridiplantae; Streptophyta; Magnoliopsida; Rosales; Rosaceae
Exons: 2
Coding region: 1-882 (293 amino acids)
Source: RefSeq, a predicted model, not a curated record